GUAAAAUGAAACUUGUGGUUGUGAAUUGAGGGAGUAACAAGACCAGAUCAUGUGUGAUUGAGUUUUAAAGUUGUCUUCUUCUUCUUCUUCUUUUUUCUUGUCGGAAAGAUGAUGAUUAGCCAUAUGGCGAAAAGCCAUGGUUUAAUCAGAUUGUUGAAGAAGCCAUGUGAUGGAUGUCUACGUUCUCCUCUCUUUCUACGUUUUCCGGCUGAUGGGUUCUCUGCGUUUCGCAGUUACUCCCUGACGAGGAGCAGAUUCAUGUCCACGGAUCCGAUAGUUGGAGAAGAGGCGAGGAACGGUGGUGUUACAAUGCUUCCGGCUGUUGAGGACAAGUACGGUGGCGUCAUGACGGAGAUGAGUCGUCCCAUGGAUCCUUCUGCCUUCUCUGCACUUCUCAGAUCCUCUCUCUCUAACUGGACUCUUCAGGGAAAGAAGGGAGUGUGGAUCAAAUUGCCGAGGCAGCUUAUCGGUCUUGCUGAAACUGCUGUUAAGGAGGGAUUCUGGUUUCAUCACGCGGAGAAAAACUACUUGAUGCUUGUGUAUUGGAUUCCAAAACAAGACCAUACCCUUCCUUCCAAUGCAUCUCACCGUGUUGGCAUAGCCGCCUUUGUUCUAAACCACAAGAAAGAGGUGCUAGUGGUUCAAGAGAAGACAGGAAGAUUUAAAGGCCAAGGUAUCUGGAAGUUCCCCACUGGAGUAGUCAAUGAGGGAGAAUACAUCCAUGAUGGCUCGGUCAGAGAGGUGAAAGAGGAGACAGGAGUGGAUACAGAGUUUGUCCAAGUAUUGGCUUUCAGACAAACCCACAAAGCUUUCUUUGAAAAAUCAGAUUUGUUCUUUGUCUGCAUGAUGAAGCCUCUUUCUUUGGAGAUCAAUGCACAAGAGUCUGAGAUAGAGGCAGCUCAGUGGAUGCCAUGGGAGGAAUACAACAAGCAACCAUUCGUACAGAACCAUGAGCUGUUAAGGUAUAUGACAGACAUCUGCUCUGCUAAAACCAAUGGAGACUACGAAGGCUUCACUCCUCUCCCCGUCUCUGCACCUGAUCUACAAGGCAACUUGUACUUCAACAACCGCGACCUCAGUUCUCGCCAAUAACAUUUCUUUCUCACAACAAG
Molecule: messenger RNA, 1112 nt
Organism: Brassica rapa (field mustard)
Lineage: Eukaryota; Viridiplantae; Streptophyta; Magnoliopsida; Brassicales; Brassicaceae
Product: nudix hydrolase 2
Molecular function (GO): NAD binding; ADP-ribose diphosphatase activity; NADH pyrophosphatase activity
Source: RefSeq, a predicted model, not a curated record